CAAAUUCCAAGAAAACCCGAACGUUUUCCUGUCAUCAGAAAAUUAAACUCUGUAUCAACAAUCGUGUCACAAGACUCACAACCCACAAUCUCAACUACAGUGACUCAACUUCCCAGUUCACUAAACACUGCCAUUCAAACGGUCGACUCCUCACAUUUUUCAAAUUCACAAAUUCUCUCUCCUUUCAAAUAUUUAUAUACACACCCUUCUAUUUCUCUAUUUUCUCUCUUCUCUCUUACAACCCUAAUAAAAAUAUACCAUUGUAAUUUGUAAGAAGAAAAAAAAAUGGGGAUUGGAAAUACGUCAUAUGAAGAGCGUCGCCAAAAGAGGGUGGAACAGAACAAGAAACGCUUGGAAGAUCUCAAUCUCAUUCAUCUCUCUCAAGCUCUCAAAAAUCUCUCCCCCAAGUCGUCUCCGAUGAAGAAGGUUGGUAAGCCUCGAAUAAUUGAUAAACAAACAGUUGAAGUGAGACGAUCUGCUCGAGUUGCAAGUAAUCCUGCCCCUGUUUAUGCUGAAAUUUCAUUACCUAGAUUUUCUUCACCUAGAAAGAGUUAUGGUGUGGUGAAAGCAAGAGAUUUUACGAACCGAGUAAUAGCAAGUGAUGAUGUGAGGGAAUAUGCAAUUGAAGAAGCAGAGAAGCUGAAUGCUAAACUGGAAGAAGAGGGGUUUCCUACUCUUGUUAGGCCCAUGCUUCCUUCUCAUGUCACUGGUGGUUUUUGGCUGGGUCUCCCAACUGACUUUUGCCGGAGGAGCCUACCUACAAAUGAUGGAAUGGUGACAUUGGUAGAUGAAGAAAAUGAAGAGUAUCCAGUGGUUUAUCUGGCUCGAAAGCGCGGUCUUAGUGGAGGCUGGAAAGGUUUUGCUGAGUCUCAUGAACUUGUUGAUGGGGAUGCUGUUAUUUUUCAAGUGAUCAGUAGCUCAGUUUUAAAGGUUUAUAUUAUAAGGGGAAGUGGGCAAGAUUCUGGUACAGAUUAAGAAGCUCUUGCAAUUCUUUGGAAGUCAUGCUCUAAAAUAUAUAUAUAGGUAGGGUGUUUACAUCAUCGGUAGAUUGAGUAGGAAAAUUAUGCUAGUGUUUAUGGAAAGGUCUUCAAUUCAACUUUUUGGGACAACAUUUUAUAUUGGUGAUGAACUGAUGAUCAUGAAUAGAAUUUUGUAUAGCCUUUGUUUGGUCAAGUGAAAAACUCACCAAAAAUUUUCCAUUAUGGAAUAUAUUUUUAAUUUAGAUCGGAAAGGUACACGAUCUAAAAUUUUUAUGAAAUAUAUAUAGUAUGCAAUGGAUGUUUAAUUAUGGUAACACAAUAGAUGUGAAUUAAUCGAGUUUGUUGUCUAUCU
Messenger RNA from Chenopodium quinoa (quinoa), 1332 nucleotides. RefSeq names its product B3 domain-containing protein At5g42700-like. NCBI's taxonomy places the organism in Eukaryota, Viridiplantae, Streptophyta, Magnoliopsida, Caryophyllales, Amaranthaceae. Bases 286 to 975 code for a protein of 229 amino acids. The record is from RefSeq and is a predicted model, not a curated record. The transcript is spliced from 6 exons. Gene Ontology annotation, molecular function: DNA binding.